ACUCAGCGGUCUCCGGUCCGCAGAGAUACAUAGCUGGGGCUCCAAUGACAAAGUUUGGCUGGUUGCUAAUCACCGUCGCGGGCUGCACGCGAGUAAUACCAGUACAGCUGUCGUCGUUUUAGGCUGUUUAUGCUCGUGUAUCGUUCAGACUGGGCGAUCGUGCUUAGAAAUUAAGAAUACAGGCAGAGCGAGUGUAAAGUGUGUGGGUGCAGCGAUCACUGGUCUCAGCUCCUUUAAGAGGGAACUGGACUCGUUACAUAAGAGACAACGACCGGUGCUUCUUAACCGAGUCUCAAGAACCGGACAGAGGAGCGUUUCCGUCCAGGACUGCAGAGAGACUUCUCAGCGUGGCACUCUGGGACAUGGCGCCGAAGACCGUGCUGAUCGUUUAUGCCCAUCAGAGUCCAAGCUCUUUUAACGCCUCCGCGAAGGAUGUGGCUGUGCAGACGCUCACUGCCCAGGGCUGUAAAGUCAUUGUGUCCGACCUCUAUGCCAUGAACUUCUGUUCCUCAGCAACAGCGGCGGAUAUCAAAGGUAACUUGAAGAACCCUGAGCACUUUCUGUACGGUGACGAGACCUUUAUUGCCUGGAAGGAGGAUAGACUGAGUGAUGACAUCAAAGAAGAGCACCGCAAGGUGGCACAAGCUGAUCUCAUCAUCUUUCAGUUCCCACUCUACUGGUUCACUGUUCCCGCUAUAAUGAAAGGCUGGAUGGAGAGAGUGCUCACUCGAGGAUUCGCCUACACUCUGCAGAACAUAUAUGACAAUGGCAUUUUUAAGGAUAAAAAGGCUGUGCUGUCAUUCACUACUGGAGGAAUAGAGUCUAUGUACCUCCCUGACGGCAUCAAUGGAGACAUCAAUGUUUUGCUUUGGCCCUUACAGAACGGAGUUCUGCGCUUCUGUGGUUUUCAGGUUCUGGCCCCGCAGAUCUUCUGGUGUGUUGGACACACUCCUCCCUCUGAGAGAACAGCUAUGUUAGAGGCAUGGCAGGCCAGGCUGAAAGGAAUGCUGGAUGAACAGCCUCUGCCCUUCGCUCCUACUAAGCUCUUUGACCUCAACUUCCAGGCAGGGUUCCGACUGCGUUCAGAUAUGAAAGAGGCAUAUGCCUCUCAACCCUAUGGCCUCACCACGGGGCAGCACCUUGGUAAACCGCUCCCUCCAAACAACCAGACCAAGUCUGCUCCACAUGACAAACAUUAGCGGCACCCUCACAAAAGAAAGCCUAGCAGCUGAAUCAAGCCUGAAGAUAAGAGUUUGAUGCUGAGUCAUUGUGAAAUAGGUCUUUACACUAAUCUAUGUUUACAUUCACACAAUUUAAGGUUAACUUCUAUCCGUAUCUAAAAUAUUUCAACCUUUGGCAGACCUGUAUGUUUUCCAUAGCUUUAACUUUACUAUCCAUUCCCCAAUCAUUAA
This is a messenger RNA of Colossoma macropomum (tambaqui), 1412 nucleotides long. RefSeq names its product NAD(P)H dehydrogenase [quinone] 1-like. NCBI's taxonomy places the organism in Eukaryota, Metazoa, Chordata, Actinopteri, Characiformes, Serrasalmidae. Gene Ontology annotation, cellular component: cytosol. Bases 363 to 1199 code for a protein of 278 amino acids. Gene Ontology annotation, molecular function: NAD(P)H dehydrogenase (quinone) activity. The record is from RefSeq and is a predicted model, not a curated record. The transcript has 6 exons.